AGGCCAUUGGUAGAUCCCUCUGUCCUCUGAGCAUUGUUUCAGAGAUCCGGGUGAUCAACUGAGCUAAAGAUUAGAAAUCGUCUUUCAGGUUGUUUCUCUUUUGAGAAUAACAUGGAGUCAAAAUCCUGUAUUUACCAAAAAAAAAAGAGACGUAAGAUAAGGUAUCAGUCAAAAUUGCACGAGGAUAAGAUAAAUAAUAAAUCUGAAUGUCUAUGAACAUUUGUGCAUACAUUCACUCAAAGUCCUAAAACAAGCUAAUAUUAGAAAUCACAGGAACACAAUAGAUGCUAUAAUGAUGAGACUGUGGUCACCCAGUCUGACAACACAUCCUAACACCAUGUUAAGAGAGUGAAAUGUUUCUGUAGUGUGUUGGUACUUUUGAAUGGAGACGGUGGGUUUUAGUUGUGCUUUGACCGCAGACUGGGGCAACUGUCUAAUUCAAUACAGGCAAACUAUUGUGAUUACCAUAGUGUUAUUUUUAGAAAGAGAGAGAUGGCAAUGAGUGUAGAGGAAAUGAGAUGAAAUGUGGGGAGGGUGAUGGGGUGUGGAGAUGUAAAAGAUAAACAGGGAAGGGAACAAGGGGCAGUGUUACGCCGAAGACUGACGUGAAUGAAGACAAAAUCGUGGACGAGCAGGCACAAGUCCAGUUGAACAUCCGACUGCGUGCCACACAGGUCGCUACUCCAGUAGCUCCAGAAGAAGCCGGGAUACAGCAUCACAGGAUAUCUGAGGGUCAAAGACAAGAGAUCAUUACCAAAGCCCUGAUUUAGACCAGAGCAAGGAGAAGUGCCUUUUCAUCCAACUUUUCACAGUGGUGAAACCGAACAGAGUCCUGACCAUGAGAAGUGUGCGUGUGUGUUUCUGCCUGGCUCUGCUGCUGCCAUGGUGUGUCCAGAGCCAGAGGAGCAGUCCUGCUCUUGCCAAACUCGAUGAAGACACACAGAGGGACGUGCUGGCCAUUGACAUCCUAAACCGCAGCGGUGUGUUGAACUCAUUGCUCCGAUCAGAGUAUCACACUGUGCUCCGGCGAGCACGAGCCCCGCGCCCAGCCUCCCAGGUGCCAAAGAGAGCCCAGCAGGGGUCCCGCUUCGCCCUGUCCCUCGAUGUUCCCACCAGCAUCCUCAGUGUCCUCAUAGACCUGGCCAAGAACCAGGACAUGAGAACCAAGGCAGCAGCCAAUGCAGAACUGAUGGCGCGAAUAGGAAAGAGGAAGUAAGAAGCGGGGCCCCUGGAAGCUGUCAGGGGCUUGAUGGACAAAGUCUCACCUCAAAAGAAGAGUUAACUUCUUACAUUGUGGCACCUGGUUAGAAACAAUGUUAGUUCAGGUGAAAUCAGUCAUUGUGGUCAGCAUCUGUCCUUUAGAGCUUAGAUCUGCUUUACUUUUAUACUUAAGACUUACUUAAAUGAUUAUAUUACCUCAUUCUACACCUAACCACUCCAUGGACUGACUCUUGAAACAGAAGUAAUUAGAAAGAAUGACGUAAAACAUAAAAAGACAAUGUAAACAAUGUAAGAGGAGGCUGGUCUUUUGUCUCAAAGAUUAUUCACCCAUGGGCCAAAGACUGUGAUCGGGUUCUGAAAUCUGUUUCUUGUGUUGUGCAUGUGUAAUCUUGAAUUCAAAGAAAAGGUUGUUCAAUUAAAUCCAAUAUGAUAAUCAUAUUUUCUUCUCAAGUCUAAUUCAUUUCACUCUGCAUUGAUAUCAGGCACGCUUAGUAUAAUUACAAGCAUCAGCAGCCCAUAAAGCACAAAUGAACGUGUCUGAGCCAAAAGAGCCUGCGUCACCCGCGGCAGGGUCUGAUGUGUGAUAACAGGACAAAGACAUGGGCAGGAUAUUGACCUCUGAAAGAAGAACAGACCCUUUCUACAGAACCUUUGUUUACAAAUACUACAUUUGGCAAACAAGUCACAGCUAUUUUAAGUCUGAUGCCUUAUCUGCUCGACACUAAUAUCUGUGGCGUGAUUCAUCUGUGCUCCUGCAGUAAGCAUGAAAUG
This is a messenger RNA of Dicentrarchus labrax (European seabass), 1992 nucleotides long. RefSeq names its product urocortin-3-like. Gene Ontology annotation, biological process: hormone-mediated signaling pathway; cellular response to nutrient levels; digestion. The coding region runs from base 839 to 1216 and encodes 125 amino acids. Lineage: Eukaryota; Metazoa; Chordata; Actinopteri; Moronidae. The transcript has 2 exons. The record is from RefSeq and is a predicted model, not a curated record. Gene Ontology annotation, cellular component: extracellular region. Gene Ontology annotation, molecular function: corticotropin-releasing hormone receptor 2 binding; hormone activity.